AUGGGUAAUUUUGCCAAUGGUUUUAAUGAUACGACCGCUGCUUAUCGAGGUUAUGAUAUUUUCGCUACUGCCAAAGUUGCGGGUCGGUUAGAUGGCGAUGCCGAAAAAAUAAUUGCGGGCGGGAACAAUCUCGAAAAAUCCUAUGAAGGUCGAGAACUUCCGAAGCAUUGUUUUGAGAUUAUGGAUGCGACUGUGGAUGCAGUAGUAGAAAUUUUACUGGGUAAUAAUAAUUUUUUUGAUGGCAUAGAUACCGGACAAAUGCAAUCAGUAUUAGAUAAAUAUUUUAUUACGGCUCAAACUAGAAUGAAUGAUACGAAUUCAAAUAAAAAUGAUAAUGGAACUUAUAUUUAUGAAGUGGCGACGGAAACUGAUAAAGACAAAAAAUACCCGAAUGCCAAAAAGGUUCGCGAGGCUUAUCAAAAGAUGACUAAUUUUUUGAAAGUGUUUGAUGUAGACUAUCGGGAUGCGAAGAUUGAUGAUAUUGCGGCGGCUAUUGGAACUGACAAACCAAGUGCCCCAACUGGCGAUAAACCAACCGAAACAGAAAUUAACGCGGCACGGGAUGCAGUAGUUAGUGCUUCCCAAAACGAUAAUGAAUUCAAAGAUAAGUUAAAAGCGAUUUUUGAGGAUAACCGGAGUGAAUUAUUAAAUCAAGAUAAAAAGGUUUUAGAAGAAUUAAAAAAAUUAGCCAUCAUAAUUGGGAGGGCUUAUAAAAAUGGAAAUGAG
Ambispora leptoticha is the source of this 726-nucleotide messenger RNA. The record is from the annotation of a GenBank genome assembly. Lineage: Eukaryota; Fungi; Glomeromycota; Glomeromycetes; Archaeosporales; Ambisporaceae.